CUUCCCCGAGAGCCAGCCCGCAGCUCCAGCUGCUCGCCCCGCCGGCGGAGAUGAUGAUCCCCAGGCAGCAGGGACGCCCAGGUCACCCCGCUGAGCCAUGAACGCCUCGGUGGCCGGCAGCCAGCUGAGACAGCCCGAGCCCCAGGACGUGGCCGCCUUCACCCCCGUGUCCAUCGUCAGGAGCGUGAGCAAGAAAUCGGACGCGCUGCCGGUGAUCUCGGUGAUCGUGGUGCUCUUCGUGCUGCUGGCCGUGUUCAUCGUGCUGCUGGUGCACUACGGCCCCCAGCUGCGCACGGUGCAGGUCACGCUGCACCACGAGCCCAUGGCCCAGCACAUGGACACCGUGCUCCUCACACAGUGGAGGUGCCUGGAUGCCCACGGCAAGAUGGGCUCGGCUGGAGUGACCUGCCACUGCUCCUGCAGCCACCACCUUCCCCUCGGGAGUGCUGAGCCCAAUGUCAUCGAGAUCACCUACCUGUGACACGGCCUGGGCACCCAGGCAGGGCUCGAGGGACGUGUCCCGCUGGAAAAGCUGGGGCGGGAUGUUCGGGUAUCUCAGGACUCACUGCUGUCCACUCACAGAGGCUGCACCUCCCCAGACCCGUGUCUGGCCCCAGGAAUGUCAGCCAGGAGGUUCAAGACCCAUCUCCAGCCCCAGAAGUCCAGCUCAGGGGUGUCACUGUCCCCAGGCAGGAGCUGGGUCCCAGCUGGGCUCUGAGGCUGGCUCAGCCUGCGUGGGACAGCUUUAGCAUCUCUUCUGGUUUUACCUGCCCUGGUUUUACCUGUCCCACACUGCCUGGGAGUGGCCAGCAGAGCUGCCUGGGUCCUUGCCCCAGCUGGGGAGCUCUGGAGCUGUGCUCAGUCCCCUGGCAGUAGCUGGAAGUUGCAUCAUCUGGAAUUGUUUUCCAGUGAAAGAUAUUUCCACACUCACGGUGUCCUCAUUACACUGUUUAUAUGUCACAGAAGAGCUUCCAGCCUCUCUCUGCCUCAUGCCACAGCCCCUUUUCCCACACUGGGGGGCUGGAACAUGGUCCUGCCCCUGCCAGCCCCCCCGGCCCCUCGGGCAAACAGCCAGGGGAGAGGAGGGCAGAGGAUGCAGCUCCUGAUGGCGUGUUGGGUGGAGCCAGUGACAGGGGACACGUGUCCUGCCCCCAGUGGACGUGGGUGACAGAAGAGCAGUGACACAGCAAAGGCCAAGGGGUGAUAAUGGCACAUCACAGCUGGCUGAACAUCUGGAGGUGCUGGCACCAGAGAGGAAGUCCACGUGGGACGCUGGGCAGAGCCUGCAGCAUCUCUGUGCAAAAGGAAGGGGAGACCUGAGGUCACCCUCGCUGUGGUCACCCCACUGUGGUCACCAUCAGUGUGGUCACCCUCAGUGUGGUCACCCUUGCUGUGGUCACCUCUCUGUCCCCAUCCCUGGGUGCUGUCCCAAUGGUGGGGUUGGCACUGUCACCCUCAGUGGGGUGAUGCUGAGGUGGCUCUGUCACCCUGGGGAGACCCUUGUUGAGGUGGCACAGAGGGAUCAGGAGAGGUGAAACCGGAGCCCUGCAGGUUCCUGGGGCUGUCAGAGCACGGUCCCUGUCCAGCCCUGGGGUCUCUGCAGUCCCAGCUUCUCCUCCCGUGGUGGGCACAGGCCCUUGGUGUCUGCAGAGCCUGGGGAGGGAGCAGCCUCUGAGAUCCCCCCGAGGAUUUAUUCUGCUGGACAGCCCCAGAAGUCAGGAUACAGCUUCACCUCUCCCAGACUGGAAAAGCCAGGUCUGUGUCUGCCCUCAGACCCCUGGCACAAACCCUGUGGGCACAGCUGGACAAGAGAUGGCUUUACCUGUCCCACCAGGAGCUGGAGGUAUUCCCGACGUGCCAGAUGCUCCAGGAUCCCCCCUUUCACUUAUUUCCAGCCCUUCUUUUGCUUUAAAGCUGGACUUGCUGGAAACUUUUUGUCUCCACAAAAAACAUAAUUUAUAUUACUUUUUGGGAGGGUUGUUUUCUGUUUCGAAUUUGUUCCCAUUUGUUUUCCAGGGCUGAUAGGGCAUUAUCAGCUCUGUCACACCCAUGUUAGAGGAGAUAAGGGCUGUCAUUUCCAUUGAAAAUCGUGGAGUCCUGCUCCCCUUUCCAUGUCAAAAGAGGGCUUUGUUUGCAAUGUCUGUAUCCCUAACAGCACCCCUGAGGAGAUAAUCACCUCCAGGAUUUCUCCUAAUUAAGAAAUUCUCUCUGUGACCAUGGACAGGCCCUGGCACAGGGUGCCCAGGGAAGCUGUGGCUGCCCCUGGAUCCCUGGCAGUGCCCAAGGCCAGGCUGGACACUGGGGUUUGGAGCAGCCUGGGACAGUGGGAGGUGUCCCUGCCAUGGCAGGGGAUGGCACUGCAUGGGAUUGAAGGUCCUUUCCAACCAAAACCAUUCCAUGAUCUCUUUAAAUGGCAUCUGUGGGUUGUGGUCACCCCCACCAAGAGCUGGAGAGCAUCACAAGAUGACCCCUUGUGACCGUCACAAGAUCUGCACUGUGACACCCAGAGAGGCUGCACCCUCCCCCUGGGGACAUCGCCAGUGUCACCUGCCCAGGCUGAGGCAGCAGAGCCGUCCCCAGCUUUGGUGGCUCUGUCAUUCCUGCUCAGGGAGCAGCUCCAUCCAGCACAAAGCCUGCAAUUAGAGGAACAGGAGCUUUCCUGACAGCUCCCUCUGAAGGACACCCACAGCAGGGAAACGUCAUGUUUAGAGAGAAAAGACU
This is a messenger RNA of Melospiza melodia melodia, 2721 nucleotides long. RefSeq names its product small integral membrane protein 33 (gene SMIM33). The transcript is spliced from 2 exons. The record is from RefSeq and is a predicted model, not a curated record. NCBI's taxonomy places the organism in Eukaryota, Metazoa, Chordata, Aves, Passeriformes, Passerellidae. Bases 98 to 481 code for a protein of 127 amino acids.